This is a messenger RNA of Zophobas morio, 4789 nucleotides long. It is a transcript of the gene MED14, whose product is annotated as mediator of RNA polymerase II transcription subunit 14. Gene Ontology annotation, cellular component: mediator complex; core mediator complex. The transcript has 13 exons. Gene Ontology annotation, biological process: regulation of transcription by RNA polymerase II. Gene Ontology annotation, molecular function: transcription coregulator activity. NCBI's taxonomy places the organism in Eukaryota, Metazoa, Arthropoda, Insecta, Coleoptera, Tenebrionidae. The record is from RefSeq and is a predicted model, not a curated record. Bases 196 to 4752 code for a protein of 1518 amino acids.
GGCUACUCGUACUCGUACAAAAUGGCCGCGAGGUCAGCCAACUGAUAUCAAACGUCAACAGUCAACCAUCACUAAACCGUGAAAAUGCCAAUAUAUUCAGUUUAAAGGUGCCCCCUAACACAAACUCGUAGUUUUAAGCAAAAUGUGCGUCGCACAAGUCCCCAAGUAAGUGUCAAGUACAAACUUAACCUCAAAAUGGCCCCCGUACCAUUGGAGGGUUUACAAACUCUAGUGGCGAAUGCGGCGCCCCAAGGGGGCAUGGGCGGCCCCCAGGAGGGCAACCGCGGGGGAAUGAUCUCCCUAGCGAAGCUCAUCGACCACAUCAUCCAGCGAACCUACCACGAACUCACAGUAUUAGCGGAACUGCUUCCACGCAAAACCGACAUGGAACGCAAAAUCGAAAUCUACAAUUUCGCCACGCGGACGCGCCAGCUCUUCGUACGAUUGCUAGCGCUGGUGAAGUGGGCCAACAGCGCCUCGAAAGUGGAGAAGUCAGCCCGCAUUAUGGGGUUCCUGGAUAAGCAGUCGUUGCUGUUUGUGGAUACAGCAGACAUGUUGUCGCGGAUGGCGCGAGAGACGUUGGUGCAGGCCCGGCUCCCCAAUUUUCACAUUCCAGCGGCGGUGGAGGUGUUGACUACGGGGACAUACGGGCGGCUACCAGCGUGUAUUAGGGAGAAGAUCGUGCCCCCAGACCCCAUUACUAAUAAUGAGAAGCGCACGACCCUGUUGAGGCUGAACCAAGUCAUACAACACCGACUGGUCACCGGCAACUUGUUGCCACAAAUGAAAAAUUUGAAGAUCGAGAAUGGGCGGGUCACGUUUCACGUCCAGCACGAGUUCGAGGUGUCUUUGACCGUGAUGGGGGACGGACCCAACAUUCCGUGGCGGCUGCUCGAGAUCGACGUUUUAGUGGAAGACAAAGAAACCGGGGACGGAAAAGCCCUAGUGCACUCUUUGCAAGUCCAGUAUAUCCACCAGCUUAUCCAGACUCGUCUGGUCGAUAACCCCCAACCUUUGACGGAAGUCUACAAUUGUUUACACUUUUUCUGUCAGUCGCUUCAGCUUGAAGUUCUCUAUUCGCAGACUUUGAGGUUAAUGAGGGACCGUUUGGACGACCACAUCCACGUCGACGAGUACGUCCCUGGAAAGUGUUUGACUGUGUCUUAUUGGCGGGAAUUGACGAGCAAGGGGAAAGAAUCCGCCAAUAAGGAUCUUCGCUCUGAACUCGGUUAUCGUUUGACCAUUCAGGUGGACACUCAUGAUCCGGCGCGCCCCCUGGCGGUGCUACACGUCCCCUCCCUCGGAAACAAGGAGAGCGAAGUGGCCGACCGCGCCAUCCGCUCCGAGAUCCUCUCCAUGGAGCGCCUCCUCGUGCACACCAUCUACGUGCGCACGCGCAGCCGCCUCACCGACAUCAAGCUCGAGAUCCAGACCAUGCUCAAGGAGGUCGAGUGCAACCUGCAGGGCUCGCCGGCGAUCCUCUCCGUCGCCAUCCUCCAGCCGUGCCUGCGGGCCGAGCAGCUGCUCAUCACCGUCGACACCCACACGGGGAUGCUGCAGUGCCACGUGCCGCAGUACGAGCCGCCGCUCAUCCCCGAGCUGAACAACGCCCUCAACGGCGACCACGCCAAGCUCCCGGUGCUCAUCAGCGAGCUGAGGUUCUGGAUCACGCAGAGGCGGUGCGAGAAGACGCUCCAGCACCUGCCGGCGACGGCGCACGAGCGCCUGCCGCUGCUGCACCACGCCGACCACCCGCUGACGAAGAUCGGCAGACACAAGAUGUACGUGCAGCUGCACCGACACCCCAACGUCGUCCUGAUCGUCGAGCUUAAGGAAAAAGACUCCGCCCCGUGCGAAGUCGACUGCGCCUUUUACAUGGCUGUCGUCAAACAGUCGAGCAUCGAGGACAACCCUGACGACGACACGAUUGAGACCGAAAUCCCGAAGGUGUACCUCAAAGUGCAGACCCUCAUCGAGUUCGACACGUUCGUGGCGACUCACGGGCCUUUCACUCCUAUCGAUAGCACGUCGGACCCGGAGCACACCGACUCGGGUUCCCUCAAGCGCAAGGGCGGGGUUAGACCGGAGCAUCCGGCUCGCCGGGCCAAACAGCCCGCCUACUUCAUAGCCGAGCUGGCGCACGUGGUGGCCAUGUGCGACGAGCGGCUGCCGUACGUCGGGUUAGCCAACGAGCUGACGAAGCGCGCCAUUUUCCACCAGGGGUUGCAGGUGGAGGCCAACGCUACUGGGUUGGUGCUACGAUUGGUGCAGCUGCCCCCGCCUACCGCCGAGGUGGGGGUAGGCGGGGCGUGGCACGCCCUCUUGAAGAGGCUGCUCUCGGUGUCGAUCCGAGUGCUCAGCAAAGGCGUGAUGAAGAGCUGGAUGACGGAGUUCGUGUUUUAUGCGACGCCGCUGGCCAGUACGCACCCGAAGGAGCAAGGGUCACGGCGACCGGUGUACUUCCAGUACGAUAUGGCAACGGUGGACGCUACGUCGAGGACGGUGGACGCGCUAUUGAGUGACUGGGGGCAAAUCGUACAUUUAUACACUCUAGUGCACGACCUGAGCGAGUACUUAAAAAUCGAUAAGUACAACCUGUCGAAUAUGUUCAGUAUUAAGUCGUACAACUAUAGCAAGCUGGUACUUUGUUAUGGUCCCGAUAAGGGCGCCAUGGUCUCUAUUAACUGGAACAGCACGGAGAAGGCUUUCAAGUUGGCCUUCGGUGCCGCUAAUAGCACCCUCAACGCCCAUUCCUUGAUCAAAGAACAGCUCGAGAGCCACCUGAACGAACACCGAAACCUGGCACAAAUCAUACAAUUGUUGUACGAAACGUAUGAACCUCUCAUCUCCAUAAGUAAGCUCCCGACGCUCCCCCAGCUGGGUAUCCAGAAUACGCGCCCUCAGGUCCCGGUCCAGACGUUCACGAUAAUGGCGCAGUCGUGCACUCUCAUCCGGUUAGCGUACCAGGGAAUGUACUGUCUCGAGUUACGUAUAAGAGGUGCAGGGUUGGUCUCUUUGAGGGACGGCGCCUACAGCAGGUUCGACCGUAGCAACGUCGUCGACGUCUUCACCCCCACGCAAGGACUAAAAGCCUUUUUGUCUAAAUACGUAGACGAAACUGCGGUAUUCCGGCGAAGAUCGCAGUCCGAAGACGACAAUCCGCCGUCUCCGGUGUCCGUGGAAGUCGAAGGAGGCGGAUUUUUAGGUCAUCACCGCGGUCCCCAAUCCCCGGCCGGGACUCGCGAGCCGGGGUUGCGUUUCCACCCCCCGCUCACCCCUCCGUCUGGUUCCAACCCCCACACCCCCGCCAGUCCCCACACCUCGAGCAUGAACCAACCCAACACCCAUACUAGUUUUGGUUCGAGUCCUGCCACGUCUUUCAAUUUGUCGUCGCCGACGUCCCUUCCCACGAAUAUCAACCCGAGUCCUAUGCCCCAUCCCAGUCCUGGUGGCUUGGUGGCUAAUUCUCCCUUGAACCCGCAACUACCGAGUCCCGGGGGAUUGUUGUCUAAUUCGUCGCCGGGACCGGUGUCCACGAGCUUGCCGGGGCACUCUCCGGUUAGUAGUUUUAUGGCGACGGGACACACCGACGGCAGCCCGUUUCCGUCGUCGCAAGGGCUGGCGUCGCCAGCCGCCUCCAACUGGCCAGGCUCCCCGAGUAUGCCGCGCCCGUCGCCCGCCAGACCAGGACAGUCGCCUGGGGGUCACCCCAUCAUGCACAGUCCGCAGUCGGAUUUGAAAACCGGAGGACACUUAUCGAGGGUCUUGCCACAGAGGUCAUGGGCAGGCGCGGUACCGACGUUGUUGACCCACGAAGCGUUGGAGACGCUUUGUUGUGCCUCCAUGCACCCGCAGGGUCUUCCCGGGCCGGAAUUAGCCCCACUGGAGCGCUUCCUGGGCUGCGUCUACAUGCGGCGACAACUCCAGAGGUUCAUACACAACGAAAGCUACUUGACGGCCAUCCCGAACACCGAACCCGGGGUUAUCCAUUUUAAAGUGGCCGAGGUGCUUCAAUGUCGCAUCGGGUUGAACCCCCAACACUUACAAAGUCUCCACCUCAAGAUUACCCCCCUGUCUGACAAUAAGGACGUUUGGACUUCCGAGGAGCUCCAAGUUUUGGAGAAGUUCUUCGACACUCGGACGGCCACUCCACCGUACAAACCCACCUCCAUGUUCACGUUUUGCACCAUGUUGAACGUUCCAUGCAACGUGUUGAAGGAUUUCAUUCAAAUAAUGAAGUUAGAGUUGAUGCCGGGGUUAGUCCAACAACAGGGGAUGAAGUGGUCGGUGCAGUGGAUGCUUCGAAUACCACCCUCCGCGCAACCUAUCGUCCCCACAGGAAUGUCAGGCGUCUUGGUUUAUCGAACCAAAAUUCUCUUUUUCUUGCAAAUAACUCGCAUGGGGGUGCAGUACCCCUCGAACAUGGAACCUCCGUCGCUCAUCCUCCCCUUCAUCUACGACAUUAACACGAAUUUAACCCAAUUGGCGGAGAAGCGGGAGACGGGGUCGGUUCCAGGCAUGGCCGCCGCCAGUCAGCUCCUCAAGCACUUCACGCAGUUCCAGUCGAACAUCACCGAGUGUUCGAUUUUCCCGGCGCUGCGCGAUUUGCUGCUCAACCUCGUGCUGCCGUCGGAGCCGCAGCAGCCGAGUCCGGCGCCGGGGGCGGUGCAGCAGAUCCAGUCCCCGGCCAUGCAAGGCGGGCAACCAGGGUACCCGGUUUCCAUGCCCAUGGGCAUGAUGGGACCGCAAUGAAUGUAAAUUGUAAAUAAAGGAUCCAUGUGUAAAGAAA